GCUACACUUACACAUAAUAGUAAAAUUCCUUGGGCAAAGCGAGUAGGCUGAAUCAAUCAUCAUCACACAGCACUUGCAUGAGAUCGUGCGGCGAAGCCCAAAUCGGAAGAUCAAACAAGUUAUAGAGUAGCAGUAGCAGCUUCUACUUCCCUGGAUCUCAUGGUGAAGGCAUCAUCUCAAACUCUAACCCACGUAUCUUCCCUUCUCUUAUCCAUGUCCUCCGCAAGGUUCGGAUUCUUCUGCCACUUCCCAACACUCCCUCCUUCUUCCUUCCCCUUCCCCACUCCAAGACUCUUCUCCACCAACCCCUCUCCAUACCCUCUCCAAUACGAACUCAUCAUCAACCGUCCAUCCUACCCCGAAACCCCCCGCCCACCACCUGUUCGACCCAAUGACUCUCCCGAACACGACCCGCCCCAACUCGACAAGGCCCAGAGGAAGUACUACAACAAACGCCGCAAGAGGAUGUACGGCUCCGACUCCGAUCAAGACACCAACGCGCCGCAUGACCAAGAUUUCGUCGAGUUGAAGCCCGAGGUGGUCGACUUUCCCACGCUGCAUAAGAGAGAAGAAGAGUUGUACUUCUACGACGCGUUUGCCUAUCCCUGGGAGAAGGAGAAGCAUUACAAGAUGGUUUAUCAGUUGGAGAAGAAGUACUUUCCUGACCAAUGCCUUGAUAAGGCCUUCCUCCAACCUGGACAGUCAGAUGCAAAUGGAAAGGGAAAGGGUAGGAAGAAAGUUGGUGGUGGUGAUGAAAAGCUGGUGUUUUUUGAGGGGAAAGUGGAGGAGGAAGACAAGGGUGGGAGUGGGAGUGGGAGUGGAACUAGAGAACUUAAGGAGAAGAAGGUUGAGGAGUUUUUUAAGGGUUUGAAGAAGGUUCCUGAUAACAAGGAUGUUCAGGUUGGAGGAGACCCUUUUCUUUCGUCAAGGAGGACUGCUCUCCCUCCCGUGUGGGAUAGUCCACAUGGCACUGUGGUUUUGAUCAACAAACCCAAAGGUUGGACUUCAUUCACUGUUUGUGGAAAGCUGCGGCGCCUUGUCAAAGUGAAAAAGGUAGGGCAUGCUGGGACUCUUGACCCAAUGGCUACUGGUUUACUGAUUGUUUGUGUUGGCAAAGCAACAAAACUGGUAGACAGAUAUCAAGGGAUGAUUAAGGGUUAUAGUGGGGUUUUCCGCUUGGGAGAGGCUACUUCAACAUGGGACGCUGAUUCACCGGUCAUUCAACGUGAGUCAUGGGAGCACAUCAAAGAUGAGGAUAUAAAGAAAAGUGCUUUGUCCUUUCGUGGGGAGAUUUGGCAAGUUCCUCCUAUGUUCUCAGCUAUUAAAGUUGGAGGUGAAAAGAUGUAUGAGAAAGCAAGGAGAGGAGAAAGCAUUGAACUUUCACCUAGACGAAUUUCAAUUUUUCAGUUUGACAUAGAGCGUAGCUUGGACGACAGACAAAAUUUGAUUUUUAGAGUGACAUGUUCCAAAGGGACAUAUAUUCGGUCACUCUGUGCAGAUUUUGGGAAGGCACUUGGCAGCUGUGCCCAUUUAACUGCUCUCCGAAGAGAUUCAAUUGGGCAAUAUUCGGCAGAUGAUGCAUGGGAUUUUCAAGAGCUGGAAGAAGCUAUUACCAAAAAUUAUCUCUGACUUCUCUGCUCUGUUGAUGAUGGGAUUAUGCACUAUUCUUUCUUGGGUAAAACAUGGAAAGUGGUUUAGGGGUCAUUUAGUUUUAGAAAAUAUUUCUCUAUUUUCAUUUUUAAUUAAAAAAAUGGUCUUAUUUUUAUUUUUUUUCUGUUUUCAAAAAUUUUCAUAAGCAUUAAACACAAAAUGAAAAAGAAAACAACAAAAAGUUGUUUUUGGUGAUUCUUAUUGUUUUCAUUAUUUUCAAUUCAAACUUUUGUUAAUAGAAAGUAAAGUGAAAAUGAACUAAUAUUUUUGUAAUUAGAAGUAAAAAUAAAAAAAAAAUGUUUUCACAAACUAAACGACUCCAUAUAAUUCAUUUUUCAGUGUUUAUAUAAACUUCAUUCUUGACUUGUCAGGUAAAUGAAAGUUAGAGAAAUGGUCUGUAAAAUUUGUUACUUAUUUGUAUGAAGAUAUUAAUAUGUUGAAAAUAAUUAGCGUAGAGAUGUGGUUUUGUAGAGGAAAUGGUAUGUCUUAAUGUAUUAGGUUUGAAUUUUUUUUUACUUGAUAGUAAAUCAUUUAUCGUUACGCUUUAA
Cajanus cajan (pigeon pea) is the source of this 2198-nucleotide messenger RNA. RefSeq names its product Pseudouridine synthase family protein. Gene Ontology annotation, molecular function: pseudouridine synthase activity; RNA binding. Gene Ontology annotation, cellular component: nucleus. Gene Ontology annotation, biological process: mRNA pseudouridine synthesis; tRNA modification. The record is from RefSeq and is a predicted model, not a curated record. Lineage: Eukaryota; Viridiplantae; Streptophyta; Magnoliopsida; Fabales; Fabaceae.